UCCGCCGAAAUUUCAAAAACAUUUUCGUGUGCUUCGGGUGUUGCUAUCGUGAGUUUUUUUGCUAGCUAUUUUAAACUAUUAGUUGAACGCGUUAUGGAUCCCUUUAGUGAAGACCAUACGAAAAUGUACUUUUAUGAAACCAGAUUGAAUACCUACGUGGGGUGGCCGUUCGAAGAGGGCUGUGCUUGCACUCCAGAGAACAUGGCCAAAGCUGGAUUCAUCCACACACCAACAGAGAACAGCCCGGACAUAGCCAAGUGCUUCUUCUGUCUCAAAGAACUGGAGGGCUGGGAGCCAGAUGAUGACCCAGAGAAGGAGCAUAAGUCUCAUUCACCCAGCUGCAACUUCAUCUCCCUGAAGAAGAGUGUGAAUGACCUGACUGUGGAAGAGUUCCUCAAACUCCAGAAAGAGAAGCAGAAAUUCCACAUUAAAAAGUAUUGCAAUGAGGCCAUCACUAAGUUUGAGGAGGCGGCAAAAAGCAGAAGAGGUGAGAUCAUCAAGACUGCCAUGGAUGAAGAGUGACGUGGAGAGACUAGACCUGUUUGAGUACUUUAUAAAUGUUCUGCUCUGGAGUAAUCACUGGUAGUGCAGUAGCCUAGUGUACAUAUUCUGUCUGCAUUAGCUAGGUGUUUUUAGCAAUAAAUAUUUUAUUUCGCUA
Messenger RNA from Salvelinus namaycush (lake trout), 658 nucleotides. It is a transcript of the gene birc5a, whose product is annotated as baculoviral IAP repeat containing 5a. The coding region runs from base 94 to 522 and encodes 142 amino acids. The transcript is spliced from 4 exons. NCBI's taxonomy places the organism in Eukaryota, Metazoa, Chordata, Actinopteri, Salmoniformes, Salmonidae. The record is from RefSeq and is a predicted model, not a curated record.